AUGCCUCUUUCUAGCACAUCGGACAACAGCCCUACACCCAAUCCGGGUAUGGGAGACACUCAAGAUGAAGACACCAUGAAUGAUUCACUGAAAAAGCAUCAAAAGAAGAACCAAAUGGCAUCGACCAAGUUGAAAGAUACGUCGGACGGUGCUCUCACCAAACAACGGUUCAUGAUUGACAAGAUCAAGAAAGAUAAUGAUCUUCUCCGAGAAACUAUUGCAAAUUUGACGAGACAUAUCAAUACCAGUGAGAGUGUGGCAAUCGGAAAGAAAAUUAACAAAUUAAAUGAUAUUAUUUAUAAUAUUACUUUGAAAAUUCAAGAGGAGAAGAGAAAGGUCGAAAAUUUGGAGGAACACUUUAAAGAUAUUUCCAACCGAAUAGAAGAAGCCAGAAUUGAGAGGUCAGGAGUCAAUGUUUCUAAAGAAAGUAAUAGACUUGUCGAGAAGCAAAUCAAAGUUUUGGAGAAUAGACUCGAUAAAGCGCUUGUAAAAUUCAACGAGGCACUUACAUCUAACAAGGUUUUGAGAGAUCAAAUAGAAAAUUUGAGAAAGGAAAGAGUUGUGUUUGAUACAAUAUACAAGAAGAUGGAAAAAGAGUUGCAAGACAAGAAGAAAGAAAUGGCUAAAAUAAUUGAGUUGUCGAACGCUGCCUAUGAAGAAAGAGGUCAAGCACUCGAAGAGCAAAAAAAUGUCAAGCGGCAACACCAAGCAGAGCUUGAAAAGAUUGAAGAAGAGCGUGAGCAACUCGAUCGAUUGUUGAAAGAGGCAGAGAAAGUGACUGAAAAACUGCAACAACGAGAGUUGGAAAGACGUGAAAAAGAAAUUCAAGAAUCGGCCGAGAUGGACCGAAAGAAACUUCUUCGUUCCACGAACUGGUCCUCCGCAGGAAACAAAUCUCGCACGACAGAUGCCAACGAAAAGAGAAAGCAGCUCGAGGAUCGUUUUGCCAAAAUUGAGGAAGCAACUGGUAAAUCCAUUGAUGAGCUCAUUGAUCACUUCUCUCAGUCAGAAGAUCAGAACUUUUCUCUCUUCACUUACGUCAAUGAGUUGAACAGUGAGAUUGAAAAGCUUGAGGAGAAUAUUUCAGAAAUGGAGGAAGAAAUUAAGAAGUUUAAAGGAGAAGGUGUCAAUUCAGAAUCUCAACGAAAGAAGGUUCUCUCAGAAAUUCAAGACAAGAUUAACGAGACCAACAGCAAGACUGAUCUGUACCAACGAAAAUAUGAAAAUUCCCUAAAGACACUUGAAAUUAUUUCUAGAGGCAUUGAGACAAUUUUCAACAAGCUCAAAUGCGAUCCAACCUCAAUUUCAGACAUGCUAGGAACUACUGGUGUGACAGAAUCCAACAU
This is a messenger RNA of Naegleria lovaniensis, 1346 nucleotides long. RefSeq lists its product as uncharacterized. The annotation marks the transcript as partial. The transcript has a single exon. NCBI's taxonomy places the organism in Eukaryota, Heterolobosea, Eutetramitea, Acrasida, Naegleriidae. The record is from RefSeq and is a predicted model, not a curated record.